UUACUAUCGAUAUUUACUUUGAGUCCGGUCCUAUUGCGGCAUAUUUUCAAAUGUUGACGAUGGCAACAAGUCACGGUUUAGCAGUGCUCACAAAUUCUUGCGUUAAACCCCCACUUGAUUCCAAGACUGGUCUGCCCACAACGGUCCAUGAGCGAGGUGCAUCAUCCUUUAGCCAGACCUGGGAUGAAGAACCACAUGAAUCAGAGAGUGAGCCGGAAGAUGACAUAAAAAAUGCAACAUGGAAAAGGGACACUGGCUAUCGCACACAAGCUAGUCCAAGGGUAGACCUGACUGCAACGGAUCCUCUUAUUGAAAGUUUAACAAACGAUCUCAGUAACUUAUCAGACGAAGAUUUUUACCGGAAGUUACAGGAACUCAAGUCAGAGCACAAGAAAACCCUGUCUUUGUGCAAAAGUUUGUACGAUGAAAAAUUGCAAGCAGAAAGUUUUGAGCACGUUACGGGUAAACCUCCUUAUGAGAUAACAGGUAGAUACCACACCAGACCAGAUGGGUCAAGAUAUAGUGAUGAAUUUAAUGCAGUGCCACCAUCUGUACAUAAAGCUUGCCAAGGGGACAAUGUGCGUGAUAUGUCAUCCAAACCACCAGCACCCCCAACAAGGCCUAAAACUAGUCAUGGAAGAAUGUCUAUGUCACAUAGUUCAUCAUUGAAAAAGGCCUGGGCAGAUGAAGACAAGAAUCUAAAUGACAGGUUCCUGAAUAGUAAUACAAAUGAAAAUAAAAGCUUCCAAAGGCAAAACCAACCAAACCUUCCUGUUGCAAAUGAUUCUUCAAUGUCGCAAAUAGAAGAUAUGUGGGAAAAUUUUUCAGUUGAAGAUUAUGCUCCAAGAGAAAGAACAAAUUCAAUGUCAUCAGGCAUAUCUUCAACAUCAUCAAGGCAGAAAGUAGAGUCAUCUGGCAAAGAAUGGAGACAUAGGAUAACCAUUCCAAAACCAUUUAAAAUGAUGCUGAGGGAUAACGAAAAGCCGAAAAAGAAGACGUCUGCAAUGAUAGCGCUUGAGAAUGAAAUAGAGGAGAAGAAAAGAAAGGAGGAGGAAGAGUGUCAGAAGAAAUUCAAAGCACAGCCGGCACCAGCACACAUUUAUGUACCUCUUUUUGAUGAAAUUAUGGAAGAGAAAGAAACACGCAGAAGAGCUAUUAAAGAUCUGAGUUCAGAAAUUGUAAAUUCCAUGAUUCAGCCUUUUAAAUUUUCUAUCCGCGAAGAAGAGAAAAAGAGGCAAAGAUCUCAAUCAAUUCCAAACAUUCCUGUUAAGAAAGAAAAGAGCAAGUUUAAAGCACGUCCCAUUCCAAAAGAGGUUUUUGAUGAGUCUAUAAUGGAAAAAAUUGCUGAAGAAGAAGAGUACAGAAAGAUAAGAAUAAAGAUGAGAGCUGAAGAGAUGUUAAGGUCUGCAUCUUUACCACGCAAUAUGGAGAGCAGAAACAAAGCCCUUGCACAAACAAGAUCCAAAUUAUGGUCAUCAAAGGCUAAAGAGCUUGGUUUAAGCACCAGUCAAAGUUUUAAACCAAGGAUCAACCCGGAUGUACCAAAUUUUGAGGAAAAACAUUGGGAGCUUCAACGUGAGCUUUCCAAAAGAAAGUUAGAGAAAGAAGCCACUGUAUGCAAACCAUUUAACUUGCGUACAUCACGCAUACCAUCCAAGAAAAAUAAAGUAUAUGAAGAUAUGCAGAAAGAUGAAGAUACUUUGAAAGAAAACAGAUGGCCUUAUAAAAACCCAAGAGCUAAACCUGAGCCAGUGAGAUUGUCCAGAGGGGCACUUUCUGCAUCUAUGGAUACUAUUCCAGCAAAGAUGACAGCUUCAUCAGAACUCCGGUCAAGUGCUAAUAAGGAGAAGAUGAGUACCAUGAUCAAGAAAGAACUGGAGGAACUUGAGAAUGAAAGAAGACGACGCCAAAGGGAACGUCAGUUGAAAAAAAUGGUAGCAGAAAGGGCAGCUGCAAAUGAUCGAUCUGUGCCUCUUAAAGCUUGCUCAAAGGAAAAGCUAAAAGGAUACAAAGAAGCUGACAGAGCAAGGCAGGAGGAAUAUAGACGUGAAAUGAAUGAAAUAAAAGAAAGAGUUGACAAGAGGCCAUUUUUGUUUGAAAGAACAACACAGGUAAAUGCCAGAAAAGCGGCUGAGAGGAAGUAUCAUGAUACACUAAGACGUGCAGGAAUCGAUGAAGAAUUUAUUGCUGAUAAAGGUUCUCACGCUAGGGGAUACAGAUAUGAGGAUGAUGAUGAGGAUGAUGAUGAUGCCAGUGACCUGGGCUCCUACAGGGCCACUGUCAAACAAGGUUAUGAGGAUGAUGGGCUGUCCGAUGGGGAUCGCACACCAGAGGAACAGUCAGACUUGGAAUAAUUUCACUGUAUUUAAUUGGACUUGAUCAAAUCUGGUAGACUCAGGAAUCAGGGAUU
Messenger RNA from Lingula anatina, 2410 nucleotides. Its product is annotated as protein FAM161A. Gene Ontology annotation, cellular component: cilium. Gene Ontology annotation, biological process: cilium organization. NCBI's taxonomy places the organism in Eukaryota, Metazoa, Brachiopoda, Lingulata, Lingulida, Lingulidae. The record is from RefSeq and is a predicted model, not a curated record.